This is a messenger RNA of Peronospora matthiolae, 1869 nucleotides long. NCBI's taxonomy places the organism in Eukaryota, Oomycota, Peronosporomycetes, Peronosporales, Peronosporaceae. The record is from the annotation of a GenBank genome assembly.
AUGGUGUCAACGUCCGCCGCUGUGGCUCUCGUGGUGCUGCUGGCGAGUGCAUUGCUGAUGCUAGGCGAGCGCAUGAACUUACCUCCUCUCCGUGAGCUGCAGCGUCAGUGGGCGACCAGCAGUGACUACGACCUGACGGAUCUUUCGACCCCCGUGCUCUAUGGAAAGCCCCUUCAGGCACUCGCGUAUAUCUCUCGUCUCCCUGUCCUUGGAAGAAUUCUGUGCAAUUAUUUGGCCAAAGAAAACGAUAUUUUGGAAGUUCGGAAAUUUGCCGCAUCUAUCCCGGAUUUGCCACUGUAUUACCCAUACUUAGAGCCGGGUGCCACUGAUGUGAGGCCACUGAUUGAAGGGGAUGAGCCGCCAUCGCUGGAAGAAUUCAGUAAGAAGGGGGCACGGGGUACGAGCGAAGACGUUUCGUUCAAGCACUGGACCGUCGCCGACUACACGUCACGCUAUACAUUAAGUGAAGUGACUCCUGUGCAGGUGGUGAAAGCUGUACUGAGUGCAGUUAAAGAGAACGAAGAUAGUGAGCACCCGCUUAAUUUAUUCGUGGAGGAAUACGACGACGACGUUUUAGCGCAAGCAAAAGCUUCGGCUCAACGCUAUGCUCGUGGACAGCCGCUAGGUGUGCUGGAUGGAGUGCCAGUAGUUAUCAAGGAUGAAUUGUAUGCUAAGGGCCACCGUAAGUUUAAGGGCACGUCUUUUAUGGGAAAUGAAGAGGGACGCGCGACGGAAGAUGACCUACCCGUGGCGAGGCUUCGUGCGGCUGGAGCUAUCAUUGUUGGGACUACAAACAUGCACGAGCUUGGAUCUGGCGUCACGGGAUACAACAUGCACCACGGCACCGUGCGUAACCCGUAUGACCCAAACUGCUAUACUGGUGGAUCUUCUAGUGGUUCCGCUGCAGCGGUAGCAUCUGGGCUUGUGCCGCUGGCGGUUGGUGUCGAUGGAGGCGGUUCGAUUCGCAUCCCGUCUUCGUUGUGCGGCGUUGUUGGUAUCAAACCUACGUUCGAGCGCGUUCCUCUAGCGGCAUCAGGCUGUCCAUCGGUUGCGCAUGUUGGCCCUAUCGCAGGCUCUGUUCGUGAUGCUGCUAUAGGCUAUGCUAUCAUGAGUGGCGGAAAUGAAACUAUCUUCCUUCGUGGCAUAACACAACCACCUGUAGAACUGCAUUCAUUUGAGAAUACGUCGUCGCUCAAAGGUGUUCGCAUCGGAUACUUCCGCGAUUACACGAAUCACUCAUCAUUGGAAAUUGCCGAGGCUGUCAACAAGGCUCUUGACGCCCUCAAAGACCGUGGAGCUACGCUAGUGGAGACGCCACUCUAUCACCUGACACCCAUUAAUGUUGCACACAGUAUCACAAUAAUGACCGAAUUUGCACAAAAUCUGGACAUGUAUUACGAGCGCCUCGGCGAGUUGUCCCCAGAAGUUCAGCUCAUUAUAUCAUUUGGCCGAAGCCUCACAGGCAUGGACUUCCUCGCAGCUCAGCGUGUUCGCGCGUUCGCACUACGCCAAUUUCAGGAUAACGUGCUGAGUAAAGUGGAUGUAUUCGUGACGCCUUCGACUGGCGUGACGGCGCCUGAGAUCCCAAUCGAGGUGUUUGCAGCUGGUGAGCUCAACGGGCAGCAGCUUGGAGAUAUGUUUCGCUUUAGCUUAUAUGGCAAUCUCAUCGGCGUGCCAGGAGUGGCUGUCCCCAUCGGCUACGACUGUCGUGGUCUGCCCAUUUCCAUCCAGUUCCAGGCGGGCCAUUGGCAGGAAGACAUAAUGCUACGUCUUGCCCACGCCACAGAAGAGCUAUAUGCUUCGAUUCAGAAAAAACCGCAAAUCUACUUUUCCAUCCUUGAUGAUGCAGCUGAGCAGUCCGACAAUUAG